Lathyrus sativus (Indian pea) is the source of this 729-nucleotide messenger RNA. The record is from the annotation of a GenBank genome assembly. NCBI's taxonomy places the organism in Eukaryota, Viridiplantae, Streptophyta, Magnoliopsida, Fabales, Fabaceae.
AUGAUGAUAGGUAGUAGUAGUAUAUAUUCAUCAUCAUCAUCAAGAGGUGGUGGAGAGAUGGACAUGAUGAAUAUGAAACCUGCAUGGCUAGAGAGGUUGAUGGAUGAAACAUUCUUUGGAGAUUGUGGGGUCCACAAAAAUCGAAGGAAGAACGAGAAGAACAUUUUUUGCUUACACUGUUGUCUUAGCAUCUGCCCCCACUGCUUAUCUUCUCAUACCACUCAUCCUCUUCUCCAGGUGAGAAGGUAUGUUUACCACAAUGUAAUUCGAUUGGAUGAUCUGGAAAAGCUCAUAGAUUGUUCCAAUAUUCAGCCCUAUACUAUUAACAGUGCGAAAGUGAUAUUUUUAAACCAGAGGCCACAAUCAAGGUCAUGCAAAGUUACAGCCAAUGCUUGCUUCACUUGUGACAGAAUUCUUCAGGAUCCAUUCCAUUUCUGUUCUCUCUCAUGCAAGGUAGAACACAUGGUGUACGAGGGUCAAAGUUUGUCGAAUAUUUUACAUCGAUUUGAUGAGUCUGAUUUUGCAAUAUCGCAAUUCGAGGGACUAAGAGUUGAUGGAUCUGAGGUAAUUGAUGAAGAUAACCACCAAAUUGGGCCAAGUUCUUCAAAUUACUCCAUCAUCAAUGAAGAUCAGGCCACCAGCAACAAUAGAUUCCUCCCUCUCCCUGCCAUUGUCCUCUCUCUUGGUAGCAGAAGAAAAGGUGCUCCUCAAAGGGCCCCACUCUCCUAA